AGAAACCCUACAGCUUCAUCUCCCAUGUUCACUGAGCUCUCUGGACCUCGGGCCACUCGGAGGUCGACAACCAUGAGAGGAAGAUGCCUCGUAACAAACUGAUCACUACCGAGGAUGACAGCGAUGAAGACCAAAUUUGCACUAUACCAGAAGAAUAUGAGCGAAAGAAAAUAGCCAAAAAGAAGCAGGAUAGUAAAAGAGAGGGAAAGAAGGGAAAUCGAAAGAAGAAAAAACAUGCAGCCGAGACUCAAGAGGAGUUGAUGGACAGACCAGAGAGGAAAGAAAAAGGCAUGAGGAGGAAAGGAAACAAUGGUAAAAAUAAUACCGCAAAGGAGAUUGAGAGGGAAGACAAAAAAAAGAUGGCAAGGGAGAAGAACCUUAAAAAUAAACAAAGAGAAAAGGUGCCGAUGGAGAGCGGAGCUGAGGAUGAAAAUUUCAAGAGGAAACACAAACACGACAGUGCCCCGAAUGAAGAAAGAAAAGAGAAUGUUUGUAAACGUGAGAAGGAGAAGAAACAGGAAGUAAAGAUGAAAAAGCACACAAAAGUAAUUGAAACAAGUUCAGAGCAGGAGACAAGUGAAGAAGAGGACAAGGAGGAAGAGGACAGCAAUGACGAAGAGUUGAGGCCAGAGUCUCUGACUGCUGAGGAGCUCCAGGAGCUAAAAGAGGAAGUGGACGAGAGGAAGAAAUUGAUCCAGAGUCUCAGAGGAAAGCCAUGGUCGAUGAGAAAGAAGCUGUUAACCUUACGGGAGUCUCAGGAGUUUGUGGAGAACUACGAGGGGGCUUUGGGCAAAGGGAAAGGUAGAAGGCUCUACGCAUACAAGGUCAUGAUGACUAAGAAAUGGAUGAAGUUUCAACGAGAUUUUGAAAACUUCAGAACUGCUUGCAUCCCAUGGGAGAUGAAAAUCAAAGAGAUUGAAAGUCACUUUGGCUCUUCUGUUGCUUCUUACUUCAUCUUCCUGAGGUGGAUGUAUGGUAUCAACAUGAUCUUGUUUGGGCUCACUUUUGGCUUGGUCAUGGUGCCAGAGGCAUUAAUGGGGCGGCCCUACGGGAGCAUCUCGAGAAAGACUGUGCCGAGGGCUGAGGAAGGGAGCGCCAUGGACUUUGCUGUCUUGUGGGACUUCGGGGGUUACGCCCAGUACUCUGUCCUCUUCUACGGUUAUUACAAUGACCAGCGUGCCAUUGGCUGGCUCAAGUUUCGCAUGCCUUUGUCGUAUUUCCUGGUUGGAGUAGGAACGGUGGCCUACAGCUACAUGGUGGUCAUUCGAACGAUGGCCCGUAAUUCAAAUGAGACUGGUGUCGGAGAUGAUAACAGCUUUAAUUUCAGCUGGAAAAUGUUCACAAGCUGGGACUACCUGAUAGGGAACGCUGAAACAGCAGAUAAUAAAUUUGCCUCAAUCACCACCAGCUUCAAGGAAGCCAUCUUAGAAGAGCAAGAGAGCCAUAAGGAUGACAACAUCCAUCUGACCCGCUUCCUGCGAGUGCUGGCCAAUUUCCUGGUGUUGUGCUGCCUUGCAGGAAGUGGAUACCUCAUUUACUUUGUUGUGCGGCGAUCUCAGAAGUUUGCUCUGGACGGACUAGAAAACCAUUCUUGGUGGGAAAGGAAUGAGGUAAAUAUGGUUAUGUCAUUACUGGGGAUGUUUUGUCCCAUGCUGUUUGACAUCAUUAGCACCCUGGAGAACUACCACCCCCGAGUCGCCCUGCAGUGGCAGCUGGGCCGCAUCUUUGCCCUCUUCUUGGGGAACCUCUACACAUUCAUCAUUGCACUCAUGGAUGAGAUCAACCUGAAAAGGGAAGAGGAAAAAAUAGUCAAGUUUAAUAUAACACAGUGGGAAGCAAGUUUUUACAACGUCACAGGAAAUAGCACAGCGCCACCUGCUGUUCAUCCUGCUGAUGUGCCCCGUGGGCCCUGCUGGGAGACCAUGGUAGGGCAGGAGUUUGUGCGGCUCAUCAUAUCUGACACCAUGACAACCUACGCCACACUGCUCAUUGGUGAUUUUCUUAGAGCUGUGCUUGUUCGUUUUCUCAACCACUGCUGGUGCUGGGACUUGGAGGCCGGAUUUCCGUCAUACUCUGAGUUUGAUGUUAGCGGGAAUGUGCUCGGCUUGAUCUUCAAUCAAGGAAUGAUCUGGAUGGGUGCCUUUUAUGCUCCCUGCCUGCCUGCCCUAAACGUCCUCCGCCUCCACGUGUCCAUGUACCUUCAGUGCUGGGCCGUCAUGUGCUGUAAUGUGCCGCAGGAAAGAGUCUUCAAGGCCUCUCGCUCCAACAACUUCUACAUGGCCAUGUUACUGGUCAUCCUCUUCCUCUCCACCCUACCUGCAAUGUACACCAUUGUCACAAUCCCUCCGUCUUUUGAUUGCGGACCAUUCAGUGGGAAGAAUCGUAUGUUUGAUGUAAUCCAUGAGACUUUGGAGUCAGACUUCCCAGCCUGGUUUGGAAAAGUGUUCAACUAUGCCUCAAAUCCUGGACUGAUCCUACCCUUCAUGUUGUUGAUGGUGCUGGCAAUUUAUUACCUGCAGUCCACAUCCAAAAGCUACAAAGAAGCAAAUAUUGAACUGAAGAAAAAACUACAGACGCAAAAUGAAGAAAACAAGCGAAAGAACAAGCAAGCUGCGUUGAAAGCUGCAAUGGAUUUGGAAGAGGCCAGAAGAGCUGCAUCCGAGGUUGCAGAAAAACAAAAGAACAACAAAGCUUUGCAGCAAGACCAUGAAAAUGGGAAAGAACACCGUUGUAGAGCUCAGAAAUCACAUCAUGGCAAAAGUGGACAUAAAUCUCCCACAGGCAGAGACCAAGAACAUACAACGACCAGAACUCCUGCCUCUGGAAGUCAUCGCCGUAGCAACAAUGAAGCUUCUCGGUACCUGCCUGGUUUCCCUCAACAAAGUGAUCUGAAGAUACACAGGGGGCCAAGGUUGCAGCGACACUGAGUGAGUGAGCAUGAAUAGAAAACACUUUACUGGGAAAAGUCAUUUUCCGAAGUGUGUGAUACAAAAAUAUUCUAUUGCAUGUAGUAUUUUUGGGCACAUUUUCCCGCAAGGACUUCUCUGGUCUCCAGAAGACAGAUUUGAACAAUAAAGUGAUGGGACUUGAGUGAUGAGUCAAUAAGCUUUAUUUGGCAAAGCCGCAAAGGACUCGUGUUAAAAUAAUGAAAAGUGGGUUAUAUGCAUAGUAUGUAUUUACAGAAUUCUAUAGAAUACUGUUUUUGUAUUUUACAUAUAGAACAGUAACUGUAUUUUUAUAAUAUUGUAGACAUAUUAUCCAAUUAGAAACAUUUUAAAAAUGUAUUAUAAAUUAGAAACAUUUUAAAAAUUUAUUAUAACCCCAACUUGAAGCUAGGUCUCAUUACUACUAUAGUUCUAGUCUUAUUUUUCUUUAAAUUGUCUAGACUUUUCUCGGCACCGCAGCCAUUGAACUCAUCCUUUGACUUGUGGUCGUGCCAGUUGAAUUCAGCAAUGUCCAAGUGUGCCAACAUCCUUAAUUGUAAAUCCUUUUGUUAUGGUCUCUUGAGCUUCAUCAUGUUACAGGGAUGUCUGUCUUGAAUCAUCUGAUAACGGUACACUGUCUGAUCCAAUAUCUUAGAGGCUGUUCUGCUCUGUCAUCCUGUCAGUCAACAGUCCCUCAGUUGACCUUUUAGUCAAAUGUAAACAUGUUUCCUGUCAGUUCAAUUAUCCAUCUAUUCCACCAAUGCAUUUUGUGUACCAAGAAAUGUCAAUGCGAAAUCCAAACGCUAUAUGUUUGGGUAAAUAAAAAACUAAACACU
Molecule: messenger RNA, 3760 nt
Organism: Syngnathus acus (greater pipefish)
Lineage: Eukaryota; Metazoa; Chordata; Actinopteri; Syngnathiformes; Syngnathidae
Gene: tmc1
Product: transmembrane channel-like 1
Exons: 19
Coding region: 84-2927 (947 amino acids)
Biological process (GO): detection of mechanical stimulus involved in sensory perception of sound; vestibular reflex
Cellular component (GO): plasma membrane
Molecular function (GO): mechanosensitive monoatomic ion channel activity
Source: RefSeq, a predicted model, not a curated record